AGCCGCGGCGUCCCACCGUGCGGCCCUCGUCCUUCUUCCUGACCCGACAUCCCGCCGGCUCCAGGAUGAGUGCGCGCGCUUCGGGAGGACCCCGGGCCCGGACAGGGUUCCUGCUGCUGCUGCUGCUGCUCGGGCUGGUGGCCCCGGGCGCACAGGGGGCGCGGAGCCGCGGCGGCACCGAGAAGAACAGCUACCGCCGCACGGUCAACACCUUCUCGCAGAGCGUCAGCAGCCUGUUCGGCGAGGACAACGUGCGCGCAGCUCAGAAGUUCCUGACAAGGCUGACCGAGAGGUUCGUGCUGGGAGUGGACAUGUUUGUGGAAACCGUGUGGAAAGUUUGGGCAGAGCUCUUGGAAGUUCUUGGACUCGACGUCUCAAACCUGUCCCAGUACUUCAACCCCAGCUCGGUGGCCAACAGCCCCGCCCGGGCCCUCCUGCUGGUGGGCGUCGUUCUCCUGGCCUACUGGUUCCUGUCCCUGGCCCUGGGCUUCACCUUCAGCGCCCUGCACGUGGUGUUCGGCCGCUUCUUCUGGGUGGUGCGGGUCGUUCUGUUUUCCAUGUCCUGCGUGUACAUCCUGCACAAGUAUGAGGGCGAGCCUGAGAAUGCCGUGCUGCCCUUGUGUUUCGUGGUGGCCAUCUACUUCAUGACCGGGCCCAUGGGCUUCUACUGGCGAGGCAGCCCCAGUGGCCCCAGCGUGGAGGAGAAGCUGGAACAACUGGAGAACCAGGUCAGACUGCUCAACAUCCGCCUCACCCGUGUGCUGGAGAGUCUUGACCGCCCCAACAGCAAGUGACAACCAGCCAGCCGGCCGGCUCCCCCCGCACCAGCGCCCUCUCUCCGGAGACAAAAAAGAAGAAGAAAAAAAAGAACGCCAAACCCCAAACAACCUUAAUAAACAUGCCUGAGCAAGAGAGGGGCGCUUUGUGAGGGUGUUUCCGGCCACGUGUCAACUCUUAGGACAUCUUCCAGGAGGAACUGACAAGAUCGUUGAUGUAGGACUACCCACCAAGUGUCAUUAGUGGAAAAAAAUAUUUUUUAAACAAAGGAUAUAACCAUAUUAGCUGUACAGUAAGAGAAGUUUAUCUGUGCAUAGAGCAUAAAGUUAAUUUUUUCAAGCAUUUAAAUACAUCUUUUGUAAGGUUUUUUAAUAAAGGCAGAUCGAGUUGAGUUUAUUAAAACUUUACACAGAGGGGAAGAAAUUGCUAAUUCGAUCUUUUGUGAAAGUUUCAAGGCAAGUGUUUGCUUUUGCAGCACAGGGAUUGGUGGGUGAGGUCUGAGUGUGUCCUUUUCAUGUUCCAAAACUGUGACCUUCAUUUCAUGUUGUUUUUGGUUGAUGUUGAUUUGAUGAAUUGUGUCGCUUCUGAAUGUGGACUGUUGGGUUUCAAGGUUGAAACUCAAUGUCUUUGAGAUCCUAGAUGAUUCAACCAAGCCCCCAUCAAUCAGAUUUCUGACUGAAGAAGUCAUUAUUUGUAGAAAACCUAAGAUUCCCUCUCCUUUCUGUACUUUGAUGUAUUUUAACCUCCACCAUUUUCUAAAGGAAAAUUCAAGAACCAGACAAAGAAAUAUCAUUGGAGUUUGAGACCAAGAACUGCCUGAGGGAGCAUCAAAGCUCAUUCAGGUAUCUAAUUUGAGUCCUAAUUUUACCAUUGGCCAGCUAGGGGGAUAUAGGAAAGCUACACUCUCCAGGGUUUUUUGUAUACUUAUUUCAUUUUGGUUUUUGGUUGACUCAGGACCUUAGAAGGAAAACCAAGCAUAGCAGCUAAUAACCUUUCAAGUCUGUUGCUGCUUACAAAGCAUUCUCAGGAACAAUAAGCAGAAACCCACCAGAGUUGAAGAUUUGUUUUAUCUGAAAUUUUUACAAUAUAUAUGUUAGGUGCUUUUGGUUUGGAAUAUGUGCUGGCUUCAUUUUAGGUGGUCUCUAGUGGUGAAGAGAAGUACAUGGGGGGCAGACAGCUGUGGGGGUCCUGAACAAAGGGGGCUUUGUAAGGCUUGGAUCAGGGGCUAGUGGAGAUGGACCUUUCUGGGUACCAAACAAGCACAGGAAAUCAAGGAAAGGGUCACCCAGGUUUUGCUACUAGGCUUCAUGGCCGUCUCCAUCAGCGUUCCUUGGUCACCUGUGUGUCCUGGCAGCCCUCUCAGAGCCCCUGUACACAGGUUUGCAGAGACCCCUGGCAGAUAGGGUAGAACCAAGACUUUCCGGGCCAGGUAUCCUUUCAGAGAAAACUCGGCUGCCUGCCAGCUCUUCCUGUGCUGUGUUUCUGUGCUGCUUUAUUUGAAGUUGCAAGUACCGGGAAAAGAGAAGCAGGUGUUUUUCAAGAAUGUUUAUGAAACUUCUGUUUUUAAGGUGCACAUUAACGGGAUCCAAACUCUCUUGCAUUUGCAGCUCAGUUCUUGAAAUUAUGUACGUGUCCUCUAGAAUUUGCCUGGGCAGAUCUUUAUCCUUGGUUUCUGUGUUGAAGCUGUUCCAGUUUUGUCCAUGGCACCCCACUCCAGUCCUCUUGCCUGGAAAAUCUCAUGGAUGGAGGAGCCUGGUGGGCUGCAGUCCAUGGGGUCGCCAAGAGUCGGACACGACUGAGCGACUUCACUUUCACUUUUCACUUUCAUGCAUUAGAGAAGGAAAUGGCAGCCCACUCCAGUGUUCUUGCGUGGAGAAUCCCAGGGAUGGGGGAGCCUGGUGGGCUGCCAUCUACGGGGUCGCACAGAGUCGGAGACGACUGAAGCGACUUAGCAGCAGCAGCAGCAGCAGAUACUUAGAGACAGAUCUUUUCACACAGAUUAUAGAGAACUCCACAGAGGUCGUGUUUGCCUUCUUUGCUUUUGGCAUGUCUGGGUGUUUGCUUUGCUCAUGUUAGGCAGUGGGAUAAUUGACAUUCUCUGCACAAAGAUUUUAAGUUUUAAUUACUGUGUGGGUACAACAUCUACCCUUCUCUUGCCCACCCUCACACCUGGAAACCUGAUGGAACUGUGCUGUCUUGAGACCCUGGCAGAAAAAUCAUUUUAACUUCUAGUAAAUUGAGGAAGGCUCAUAUAUCUGGGUACUGGUAGACUGAGGCCUCAUCAUCAACUGGAAAUUAUUGUUAAGAAUAUAUACACCUUGGGAUUUCCCUGUGGCCCAGGGGUUAAGAAUCUGCCUGGCAGUGCAAGGACAUGGGUUCAAUCACUGGUCCAGGAAGAUUCCACUUGCUGUGAGGCGACUAAGCCCAUGUGUCGCAACUAAGACCCAA
Molecule: messenger RNA, 3225 nt
Organism: Budorcas taxicolor (takin)
Lineage: Eukaryota; Metazoa; Chordata; Mammalia; Artiodactyla; Bovidae
Gene: BRI3BP
Product: BRI3 binding protein
Exons: 3
Coding region: 66-794 (242 amino acids)
Cellular component (GO): mitochondrion
Source: RefSeq, a predicted model, not a curated record